UUAUCCUCUACAAUUGUACACAGGAGAGCAAAGAAGGGAAGGAGAAGGAGCAACUCCAAUGGCUUCUCUAUCCUCCAUCCCCACCCUCUCCAAAUUCCUCUCCCCGACGCCCAAAGCUCUACCCUUUUCUAAGCCUCGCUUUACCAUCUCUUGCUCCUCCCUCCCCCAGCACCCGCAUGAAGAAGACGACUCCUCCGUCGCCUCCUCCCUCAAGACCUUCUCUGCUGCCCUCGCCCUUUCCUCCCUCCUCCUCUCCUCUGCCGCCACCCCUCCCCCUGCAGUCGCCGACAUUGCCGGCCUCACACCCUGCAAGGAGUCCAAGGCCUUUGCAAAACGUGAGAAGCAGUCGAUCAAGAAGUUGGAGAGUUCACUGAAGAAGUAUGCGCCUGAUUCGGCACCGGCCCUUGCCAUUAACGCGACCAUUGAGAAAACAAAGCGGCGAUUCGAGAACUACGGCAAGUUUGGCCUCCUCUGUGGCUCCGACGGACUGCCCCACCUCAUCGUCAGCGGUGACCAACGACACUGGGGUGAGUUCAUCACCCCUGGCAUCCUCUUCCUCUACAUUGCUGGUUGGAUCGGGUGGGUUGGCCGGAGCUAUCUGAUCGCCAUCAGGGACGAUAAGAAGCCCACCAUGAAAGAGAUCAUCAUCGACGUGCCACUUGCCACCAGGCUGCUCUGGAGGGGCUUCAUCUGGCCCGUCGCCGCCUACAGGGAGCUGGUCAUUGGCGAGCUCAUUGCUAAAGACGUCUGAUUCCGUCCCGUGUAUGAAGUUUGGUGCAUUAGGAAGGCUGGAUGCUCGAUCUACUUCCAUAAUCAAAAGAAGGCUUUGCAAAAUGUUUUAUAUUCGUUCCUGUAUCUGUAAUUUAUGACUGUAAUUUCUCAUGUUUGAACUUUUCCCUUUUCCACCUCCAUAUCUACCAGUAAACAAACCCCUUUUUUUUUGGCCCA
This is a messenger RNA of Zingiber officinale, 948 nucleotides long. Its product is annotated as photosystem I reaction center subunit III, chloroplastic-like. The transcript has 2 exons. Bases 59 to 751 code for a protein of 230 amino acids. Gene Ontology annotation, biological process: photosynthesis. The record is from RefSeq and is a predicted model, not a curated record. Lineage: Eukaryota; Viridiplantae; Streptophyta; Magnoliopsida; Zingiberales; Zingiberaceae. Gene Ontology annotation, cellular component: chloroplast thylakoid membrane; photosystem I reaction center; photosystem I.